Cheilinus undulatus (humphead wrasse) is the source of this 5510-nucleotide messenger RNA. It is a transcript of the gene pcf11, whose product is annotated as PCF11 cleavage and polyadenylation factor subunit. NCBI's taxonomy places the organism in Eukaryota, Metazoa, Chordata, Actinopteri, Labriformes, Labridae. Gene Ontology annotation, cellular component: mRNA cleavage factor complex; cytoplasm. The transcript has 17 exons. The coding region runs from base 120 to 4943 and encodes 1607 amino acids. The record is from RefSeq and is a predicted model, not a curated record. Gene Ontology annotation, molecular function: RNA polymerase II complex binding; mRNA binding. Gene Ontology annotation, biological process: termination of RNA polymerase II transcription.
GUCGCCAUCUUGUUGUCGCUAAACGAUCCGAGAAGACGGCAGGCGGCGGCUGAAAAAUACACGACAACCCCGGCGUUAUUUCUCAGAAAACAGGGCGGAACAUUUGGCUACAUGAGUUCAUGGACUGCCUACUAAUCAAUGGUCAUGCUAUUGAUGAGCGUCGCCUAGGUUUUGCCGGGUCAAUCUGCUUGAAGAUGGACGACAGCGCGGCGAGGGACGACGCCUGUCGAGAGUACCAGUCCUCUCUGGAAGACCUGACGUUCAACAGCAAGCCCCACAUCAACAUGCUGACCAUUCUGGCCGAGGAAAACCUGCACUUCGCCAAGGAUAUCGUCGCAAUUAUUGAAGCGCAAAUCAGCAAGGCCCCAGCUACCGAGAAGCUUCCAGUUUUGUACUUAGUGGAUUCCAUAGUGAAGAAUGUUGGAGGAGAAUACCUUGCAGUGUUUGCUAAAAACCUAAUCACUUCAUUUAUAUGUGUCUUUGAAAAGGUGGAUGAAAACACUAGAAAGAGUCUGUUCAAGUUACGCUCCACGUGGGACGACGUGUUUCCUCUAAAGAAACUGUAUGCACUGGACGUCCGGGUCAACUCGUUGGACCCGGCCUGGCCCAUCAAGCUGCUGCCUCCCACCAUCAACGCCAGCAUUCAUGUCAACCCCAAGUUUUUAAAGCAGUCUGAGGAGGUGUCCUCGCCCCCACCGGUCCCUGCCAAGCAAUCGCCGCCGCAGCCCCCACCUGUUGCUGCACCGGCUCCUCAAGCGGCGCCCGCCAUCAGCCAGUCGAGUCUGACCCAGGAGCAGAUGAUCCGGCAGCAGCUCCUCGCCAAACAGAAACAACUCCUAGAGCUGCAGCAGAAGAAGAUCGAGCUGGAACUGGAGCAGACCAAAGCUCAGCUGGCUGGAGGUUUUGUGGUGCCUGUUUCCGCUCCAGUCUCAGCUCCAGCACUGAGCACUGUGCAGAAACCCAGCCAACCCACUCCCGUGGUCCGACCCAGGAUCCCUCCUCAGACACAAGCAGAAUCCAAACCACCCACUAGAGACCCUCGCCUGAACCGCAGCGGCCCAGCAUCAGCUCCACAGCCCAAAGAACAGCAUGCUGGGAAGAAAUCCGACACAACAGGAAGUCAGGCUGUUACACCUGAGAAGAACCGUCCAGAGAAGAUCAGGAUGCCGAGGAAGGAGAUAGUAGAGGAGAAAACAAAGUCCAAGUCUCCAUCUCCGAUGGCCAAGAAUGUCCAGAAUAAAUCCAAACAAACGGAUGGCGAGGUUCAGAAGUCCUCUGAGGGCACAAAGAAAGACCCCCGGCUCAGGAAACGCACGCAGGACAAGGGUGGGGAGGCCAAAGACGAUGAGCAGAAGGAAAAGAAGAGAUGCACUGAAAAGAAGGAGCGAGAAGAGGCACCAAGAGGGACGGAACCUCAGAGGUCCAACAAAGGGAAGCUAGUCAACGGCUCUGUGAGCAAACACGACCGCCUUGAGUCAAACGACAAACCCGAGUUCAAGACUGGAGGAAACGCUCGCACACACGCCAGGAAACGAACCCGCUCACGCUCCCGGUCACGCUCCCCUGCCACCUCCCCGAAGAGAAAGGACAGGAGGUCCCCAAAGAGUCGAGCCCGGAGCAGCUCGCUGUCGCCGUCUCCCUCCCACAAACCCGGGAAACCCAGGAGAGUCCGCGCAGACGAACCAGACCAUGGCAAGCCUAGCCGAGAGGACCGCCUUACUCCGAAGAAGAACCAGUCGGAGAGCAGGAGGUCCAAGAGGCCGAUGGAGGACCGGCACUCUGAAACCAGAGACUCCCACUCUCCUAGAGGCCACGAAGGAGGCGCUAAGGAGAUGAAGGAGGCUCCACACCGCUGGAGGAGCGGCUGGGAGGAGAACAAACACUUGAAACUUUCAGAGGAUUCUCACACAAAGCCUGGACCUCAAAGACACAAACAGUACGGCACGCCAGCCCGCCCCUCUACCCCACGAACCCCAAAACAACGCCUCCUCAGCGUGGACGCCAACAUGCAGAUCCCAGAGGUCUUGAACUCCGCCUCCAAAAAGGACCUGCUGAGGAGGGUGAGUAAACGUCUGGAGAGUGGCGAGAUCUCCCAGGAGGACUUCCUAAACAUGGCCCACCAGAUCAGAAACCUGUUUCAGUAUCAGGAGGAGAAGCAGCAGAUCUCCGAGAACUGGGAACGCUUCCCCGAAAAGAAACAGCCGCUGCUGGCCACGCCUCCCUCCGCGCAGCCCCGAGCCCAGGAUGCCUUGGACGCCGCACAGCUGUCGUACUACGAACACAAGUCCAAGCUGAGAAAGACGCAGGUCACGCACAGACCUGCUGGAGAGGAGUGGGAGGGCGUGGAGAGUCCAGAUGAGAGCGAGGCGCCAGGGCAGGGUGAGAAGACGAGCGGACGGAGCGCUGGGCGACGGGCACCGCAGGAACGACAGGGGGAAAGACGGAGCAAAGAGCGUGAGGAGCCUCGACCACCACCUGGCCCUAUGAUUGAGGAGUACAACCACGGAAAAGAGUUCCCCACCCUGAAGUCCUUACCCGGUCUGAGAUUCAGGAGGAGAGCUGACCCACGGGAGUCCACUGAGAGAGAGUGGAACUCACCGCUGACAGAACGCCAACGCUAUGACGAGCGUGAUGAGCACAAGAGCGGGUAUGACGCACCCCGAAGGUACGGGCCCCCGGCCGACUCAAGACACCCAGACCCUCGGAGGCUGGAGGGGCCCCACUCUGGCACGGUGGUCCAUAGGAACUGUCCGAGCCCUGCUGGUCUGGAGGCUCCUCCCCCCAGGUUUGAACGAGAGCGCCUGUCCCCUCUGCCCCAGCGAGACUCAGCCGAGGCGAGCCCCAUCCCGCGCUUCGAGAGCCCAAUCAGUGAACACUCGGACGACGGGCCCAUGGACGCCCCCCAGCCUCACCCACACCCUCCCCCCAAGUCCAUCCUGAAGGUCCCAGGGCGAGCGGGGCCCUUGCCAUCAGGGCCGCUGUCAUCGGUCCGGCAGCACAAUGACUCACCAGGCCACACACCCCCUCACGACGGAGGCCACGCCCCCUCCAGAUACGACGGCCCUGCACACAUGGGCCCCUCCAGACCUGAUGGCCCUGCACACAUGGGCCCCUCCAGACCCGAUGGCCCUGCACACAUGGGCCCCUCCAGACCCGACGGCCCUGCACACAUGGGCCCCUCCAGACCCGACGGCCCUGCACACAUGGGCCCCUCCAGACCCCAGCAACAGGGCUGGUAUGAAGGUGGGGGCCCGGGACGCUUUGAUGACUCCUCAAGAUUUGAAGGGCCUCCUCAUCCAGGCCCUGGCAGGUUUGAGGGGGGCGGGCCCCCACAUCGGUUUGACGGCCCCUCCAUGACUCACGGUCCAAUGAGAGGAGGUGAGGGCCGGUUUGAUGGACCACCUCAUGGCCCCAGGUUCGAGGGUCCAGGGCCUGGACAGGGUCACUUUGAGGCCCCCAUGCAGCGUUUCAACAACAUGGCACCAGGGCCAGGUCCAGGUCAGGGGCCAGGGUCAAUGGGCUUUCAGCAGCAGCGGCCGCCCCGCUUCGAUGGCCCCCCCAACCAGAUGGGCCCCAUGAGGUUCGAGGGCCCUGGUCCAAUGCACUUCGAUCAGCCCGGGCCCCGCUUUGACAUCUCCCAGCAGGGAGGCCCCCCUCUCUACGAAGGGCCCCUCAGGUUCCCCACCCAGCAGAACAUGCAGCCUCCCAUGAGGCCCAUGGCCCCUCCCCUCUAUGAAAACCCCAUGGCCCCACAGCAGAACUUCAACAUGGCCCCUCAGAGGUUCCCAGAGCCCAUGAACCCUCAGUUCCCUGCAGGGCCAAUGGCGUUCCAGACGCAGCCAAACAUGGCACCGGCCAACAACUUCAACAUGCAGCCGGCCCCGUCCUACAGCCAACCAGGCCCCGCCCCUUUCUACAACCCUGCUGUCCCCGCUGUCAGCAUGCAGCAGCCGGUGAACAUGAUGAACAUGAAUCAGCCAUUCCUGCCUCAGAACACAGUGCCUUUCACACAGUCAGCUCCAGUCGCCCCUCCAGAGAAUCAUUUUGGACAGGUGGACGUCAACGACCUGCUGUCCAAACUCAUCUCCACGGGCAUCAUCAAACCGUCACAGCCUGAUGCCGCUCCCACCGCAGGCACCGAAGCUCCAGGUCCUGUUGCUCCUGCUGUGGUGGAGGAGGAGGAAGAGGAGGAGCAGGAGGUGGAGGAUGGAGACCUUCCUGACCUUACUACCUUCAGCAUCGAUGACAUGAAACAGCGUUACGAGAGCGUGGUGACACGCCUGUACUCAGGGAACCAGUGCUGUCUGUGCAGCAUGAGGUUCACCGCCGCGCAGACCGACAUGUACGCCGACCACCUGGACUGGCACUUCAGACAGAACCACGCCGGCAAAGUGGCCAGCAAGAAGGUCACACACCGCCGCUGGUACUACAGCCUCACGGACUGGAUCGAGUUUGAGGAGAUCGCUGACCUGGAGGAGCGAGCGAAGAGUCAGUUCUUUGAGAAGGAGAACGAGGAGGAGGUUCAGAAGAGUCAGGCGGCCGCCAAGGAGAAAGAGUUCCAGAGCGUGAGAGCAGCCAAGGACCAAGUGGGAGAGCUGUGUGAGAUCUGUCAGGAGCCGUUUGAGACUUACUGGGUGGAGGAGGAGGAGGACUGGUUCCUGAAGAACGCCAUCAGGGUCGACGACAAGAACUUCCAUCCCUCGUGCUUCGAGGAUUAUCAAAACUCCUUCAUCGACGCCACGCCGUCACCAAACAAGCUGCUAACGGAGCACCCGCUGAACGCCUUCAUUAAGAAAGAAGAGGAGGAGGAGGACACGUCCUGUGCCGCCAUAACCGCCACCAUCACCUCACAGGAAGUGAAGCGUGAGGGCAGCGAACUUCCCGAUGUGAAAAUGGAGGCGGAGCUUUUAACUGAAGUGCAAUCAGAGGAGACGGCGGAGUAACUCUGCUGCCUCGCUUUGUCACUUUUUCUUUGUUUUUGAAGAGAAAACGUGUUUUUAUCUCGGGGCCGAGUCUUCGGGGACGUUUACGUCAAUACAUUUUAGUAUUUGGAUCCACGCGACCUUUUCUGGUCUCCGUUUCUGUGAAUCAAAUAAAAAAAAAAAAAAACUUUAUUAAGAAGAGAAAAGUUGAGUUUGGAUAAAAGAUGUACAUGAUUUAAUUUAUAAAUUAAAGUAUUUUUUGGUAUGUGUUGGUGUACCGCUGAUUGAUUCGACUGUAAAUAGUUCAUGGUUUAUUGAUUAUUGAUUUGUUAUGGAUGAUGACGUAGUUUCAGGUGUUGUUUGUGGCAGCGUUAAAGGUAAGCAUCAUCUGAUUGGACGGCUGAAGACUCGUCAGGAGGCGAUUCAGCGGAGGAUUCGUCUGCUGUUCUUUUUUUUUCUUUGGUUGAUUUUCAAUAAAAGAGUCUGAAACUUGUUUGUGUUUGUGUGAACAGUGAUUAUUGAUCCUUUUCUCGCUUUUACUGUUGUUUAGGUUCAAAAACUUCAAAAUAAAAGUUCAGUGGAGUUUAA